Messenger RNA from Aureobasidium subglaciale EXF-2481, 2505 nucleotides. RefSeq lists its product as uncharacterized. Gene Ontology annotation, cellular component: nuclear replication fork. Gene Ontology annotation, biological process: DNA repair; mitotic cell cycle; DNA-templated DNA replication. The record is from RefSeq and is a predicted model, not a curated record. The coding region runs from base 1 to 2505 and encodes 834 amino acids. NCBI's taxonomy places the organism in Eukaryota, Fungi, Ascomycota, Dothideomycetes, Dothideales, Saccotheciaceae. Gene Ontology annotation, molecular function: chromatin binding; protein binding. The transcript has 3 exons.
AUGGCUUCAAAACCUCGAGCUAGACCGGCUCACGCCCCUGGACCAACUUAUCUGGCAUACACACCAAAUGGCAACAAUUUGGUUACGGUCGGACUGAACAAUGUCAUUCGCGUUUUCACUACUGGAUCUGAUGCUGAGCCCGUGAACAUUGAUGUGGUUCAGGAUUCCCACACUGCUGUUGCGGCUACCAAUGACUUCUUCUUGACUGGUUCAGAGGAUGGUAGUGUGUGCAAAUACUCCUUGUUCAGUCAUUCCUUGGAGGAAGUCCUCAUCCGGAGCACGCUGCCCAUCAGGGACAUCUCUAUCUCGCCUGACGGUCUAUGGGCUGCAGUGGCAUCAGAUGAAUUGGUGGUGAAGAUUGUAAACACAUACGACAUGACGCGUGUUAUGUAUCUCCGAGAUCAAACAAGGCCUGUCAAGCACGUCUCGUUCGAUCACAGUGGCUCUACGCUGGCUGUUUCCUGCUCCGAUGGAAUUGUAUACGUUUAUUCUCUGAGCUCGGAAGAACCAAAACUUGUCAAGCGACUCGACGGCCUGAUCAAGAUUAUGGAGACAGAUUCUCAAGCAAGCUCAAAGGUUACCUGGCACCCUGACGGAAAAGCGCUUUGCGCUCCCACCCCAACUAAAGCUGUACAAGUCGUCUCAAGGAGUGAUUGGUCAAACCAACGAACUUUCAAACCAGCUGGGCGCGGCGACAUCACUGCUGUCUCCUGGUCACCCAAUGGAGCACUACUUGCGACGGCUAGUGAGGACCUCAAUAUCACACUGUGGGACGUGAAGACACAGCAGCCUGUAAUCGCAUUUGACAGCGAUCGUGAACCCGUCCUGGCUCUUGCCUGGCAUCCUACCGAGAACAUUCUUUCUUACACCACCAACGAUGGAGAGCUAUACAUGCAUUCUGGAGUCGUUCCGCAAGAAUACGCAUCACUACUCCAGAAGACACUAGUCCCCGCGCCUUUCUUGAACGAAGAUGUCCCUGAAGGUGCUCCGAGGACUCUUGUGAAUGGUGGCGCUAGACCCGGUGCUCAGCGCAGAGCAGGAACGCCCGAUUCGCUAGACGAUAUUCUUGGUGACGAUGGGCUUUCUGAAAAUGGAGAUCCUUUCAUUGUCGACGAUGAUGGUGCAGGCUAUGUUGAGCAACUCAACGGUAACGGAAAGCGACCAGGAGCACAAGUCGCAUAUCCGCCAUCGAAGAGACCACAGCAGUAUGGCAGCGCCAGAUGGCAACCACGCCUGCACGAUCCCUUCCAACCUGGUAGCACCCCUUGGAGAGGCAAUCGCCGCUACAUGUGCCUGAACUUGACUGGCUUCAUCUGGACCGUCGACCAGGAUACCCAUCACACAGUGACCGUCGAAUUCUACGACCGUGCCGCACACCGCGACUUUCACUUUACAGAUCCCUUCCUCUACGAUAAGGCAUGUCUUGGUGAGCAUGGUGCAGCCUUCUCGUGUCCAUCAUCAGAUCAACAUCCCAGUCUAGUAUAUUUCCGUCCCCACGAAACAUGGACAUCGAGAACAGACUGGCGGACACAGCUACCCGCAGGAGAAGAGGUCACAUCUCUGAGUUUGAGCACAAGUUUCGUUGUCGUCACGACCUCAAAGGGCUAUGUCAGAGUCUACACACUUUACGGCUUGCCAUUCAGAGUGUACAGACAGAAGAGUACUCCAGCUGUCGCCUGUGCAUCUUGGCGCGACUACGUACUCACGAUCGGCAACGGUUCGAUAGGCGGUGAUGGCACAGCUAAGCUCGUAUACACGAUUGAGAAUGUGAAGCGUGAUGAAGUCUGCCAGUCAGAAGAUAUCAUUCCUCUCCCAGAGCGAUCGGAACUACAAUCUGUCUUCUGGUCAGACAGAGGGGAUCCUUGUAUCUACGACUCGGAAGGCGUCCUGCUGGUAUGUCUACACUGGCGUACGCCUGGACAAGCCAAAUGGGUGCCUCUACUCGACACCAGCCAGCUUGACCGUCUGGCCUCGGGAAGAAAGGAGGAAGCAUACUGGCCAGUUGCGGUAGCAAUGGACAAGUUCCACUGCAUCAUCCUCAAGGGAGGAGAGAAGUAUCCCUACUUCCCUCGCCCGCUACUCUCCGACUUUGACUUCAAGGUUCCCGUCACAGCUCGUGAUGGAGAAAACCAAGACGAGAAUGAGGAGAGUGAUACACAAAAGUUGGAAGAGCAGUACGUGCGCAACUCGGUAUUGCUGAGCCUUCAAGAUGACUUGGUCAAUAAUACGAAUGCUACACAUGCACAAAAGACGGAAGCUGCACAACGUGAGCUUGAUGUCGAUAAGGUGCUGCUGCAACUGCUGGCGGCAGAGUGCAGAGAAGGCGAAGAGAGAGGUAUGAGGGCUCUAGAGAUGGUCAGCUUGAUGAGAGACCGAUCGGGCAAGAUGCUCGAGGCUGCUGUGAAGAUCGCAGCAAGAUUCGAGCGCGAUGUUUUGGGUGAAAAGAUAUCGGCACUGGCGGAAAGAAGAUUGGUUGGAUUGGCAGACGAGGAAGAGGAACUCUGA